Molecule: messenger RNA, 1508 nt
Organism: Branchiostoma belcheri (Belcher's lancelet)
Lineage: Eukaryota; Metazoa; Chordata; Leptocardii; Amphioxiformes; Branchiostomatidae
Exons: 7
Coding region: 52-1416 (454 amino acids)
Biological process (GO): glycolipid biosynthetic process
Cellular component (GO): membrane
Molecular function (GO): galactosylceramide sulfotransferase activity
Source: RefSeq, a predicted model, not a curated record
AGCGCCAACACCUAAGUACGGAUUCUUCUCUUCUCGUGUGUUCUGACAGACAUGAUCAACCCAAUGCCUAGACUAAGUCAACCAAAGUUCGCCAUGGACAAGAGGAAGAUGUUGAUACUACAGACUGUCGCGGUUCUGUUGAUUAUCGUGGCCUUCAUGCUUCUGGUGUACGAGUUUCCGCGGUACCACGCAAGACAGGGGCCGGUCAACGGGCAGACUAACAACGGACAGGCACAGGGCGCGGCGGUACAGAUGCAGAGUCUGGACCUGAAAUGGUCGGACAAAGACUCUGCCCGCAGUUUUGAGGACCUGCCCUGGGCCGAUGACGUGUACAACGUCAUCGCGCACGGGAUGACGUAUAAGUGGCGUGUGCAUGACGUCAUGCCGCCUGACGCGGCGUACUUCAGCGUGCUGAGGAACCCAGAGAACCACUUCAAGUCCAUGUUUCACUAUUACGACGUCGGGAAAGUGCUGGGCAUCAGCGGAAAGAACCAGGCCAGCAAGCUACUCAAGAACCCCGCGGCUCUGACCAGCAAGAAGGGCGGCAUUCAAAACUUCCGUAACAUCACGCGAGACUUCGGCAUGCUGGUGAUCCUGGAGCACCUGUCCGAGUCUCUGGUGCUGCUGAGGCGAGUCAUGUGCUGGAGACUACAGGAUAUACUGUACCUGGAGAAGUCUGUCACCCAAUACAGCUACAAGGACACCCCCAUGGGACCCAAACAGCUCGCCAACCUGAGGAAGAUCAACAAAAUCGACUUCCAGCUGUACGACUUCUUCAACCAAACGCUCUGGAAAACCAUCAAGGGUCUCGGACCGGAGUUUCUCGACGAGGUGAAGUACUACCGAGAGGUCAACAUCGAGGUGGACAAGUUCUGUCGCCAGAUAGAGACGGAGGCCACCAUCUCCAAACUGUCCAUCCCGGAGGGGAAAUGGACGAAGGGUUUUCUCGUCAGCCAGAGGACGUGCGAGGAGCUGAAGCUGGAGUUCGAGGACUGGCACAACAAGUUCGUCAUGAGGAGGAACGCGGAGGUCAGGAAGAAGGAAUCAGAAAGUGGCGACGAAGGAACGAAUGAGAAGGUGGGAAAAAAGAGUGAGCAGUCCACAGCGGAUAUACUGAAGGAAUUGAACGCACCAGAUGAGUUACCCCCACCGCCUGGGCAGCUACCGCCUGGGCAGCUACCGGCUGGACAGUUGCCGUCCUCGCCUAAAAACUUACCACCCGUGCCUCUUGCAGGGUUGCCGCCUAAAAAGCUGCCGCCCCCGCCUGGACGGUUAUCGUCUCCGCCUAGAAAGUUGCCGCCCGUGCCUUCUGAUGAACAGUUACCUAAUGCAGAGAUACCGCCUGCACAGUUGCCACCUCCGCCUAAAGAGCUAGAGCCUUCGUCUAAACAGUUACCACCUCCACCACCACAGUGACGACGCCUUACAUACCUUCCCACUGGUGGCCUAAGCAGUGUGUUUCCGUGUAUGUUUGUGGAUAGCGUUCAGCACCAAGGACAGAACAUCGC